CUGAACCUUCACAAACAAGUUGCACUGGUUGAAGCCUUGAAUUUUUGGAAAGAAUAGGAGAGCGAAAGAACGGAUACAUAAGAAUUAGCAUCCAAUCUUUAUUCAAAUGGAUGUAUGUGCAGAGAGGGAGUCUCCGCACAUCGCCAUACAAUGGAAGAAAUGCUAGAGACUCCCUUCUACCACCAAGAUGAUAUUCUAUCAAGAUCAAUACCACCAUCUAUACUUUAUGACAAAAACUCUCUGGAUUUGAACUUGCAGUCCUGUGUGGACCUAGCAGGGCGCCCGAAGCAUGGAGAUAAUGACCAAAGCCCGGGACAGGCACAAAAUUCAAUGGAUUCGCCAAAUCUUGAUUUCCUCAAGCUUGGUUCACCUGAUUUGGAAAGGAUGUUUAUGAGUUUUCAGGGCAAUGUAUCUUCUUCCCCAAGCGAAGAUUCUAAUGCGGCUUUUACACUGCCCAGCGACCAACUCACGGGGCCAAACGACAACAGCUUUGCAGAAGCAUUGCAGCAACUACAUGACCAACAGGAAAACAUUUUGAUAGAAAAGCACACAACGAAUAAAACAGUUGGAGGGAAAAGCUCGCAUGCUAAUGUCCAUGUCUUAAAUGUAACGCCCGCUGUAGCGGAACGGAAGCAGUCUUCAGCACGACAAAAACGCCACCGUUCGGAGGAAGAUGUUUUUGUUGUAAGCAACGCCAGCAGUAAUAAUACUAAUAACAACGACAUCGCAUGCAUCAACAACAACAAUGGCACCAAUGCUAUUAAUAAUUUGCAAAGAAAUAUUGGGCACGUUGAUUCACAUAUAGCUUCAAAUAAUGUAAGCUGCGCUCAGCAACAAGUACCUGCGAGGGCGCAGAUGUCUUUAGGGCUUCAAGUUCCAUCUAAUCAUGGAAUUGUCAGUAUGAAUAAUCACGUGAUGCCCCAAGAGCAGUUUAUUAUAAACAAUAUGGCAGUUCUUGGAAAUGCCAACCACCACAUGAUGCCGUCACAAAUGCAGCAAGAAAUUGCCUUUUUAAACCAUGCAAUGGGCUAUAUUCCAGAGCGCGAUGGCAUACCGCAAGCUUUAAUUGAACAUGUCACUAUGGCAGAUCCGUCAAUGCAGUUCAGGCAUCUCCAAGGUAGGUUCCAAGAAAACACUUAUGUGGAGCCUGGGUUCCAAGAACGUUCGCAAAUGCAGGUCAAUGGGAUAGAAAACAUGCAAAUGUUAGGCCAUAUGGACGAGCAAACUAAGAUCUUUCUAGAAAAUAACCCCCACUAUCAACCAAUUGACCUUGAACUUCAAGAGCUUGUAAAAAGAGAACGAAAGAAACUACGUAACAGGGUAGCGUCAUCCAAAUGCAGGAAGAGGAAGCUCGAGCGAGAGGCGAGACUAGAUCAACGGGUAAAGGAGCUCAAAGAGAAGAAUAUUGAACUAGGAGCAGUGGCCAACGCGCUCAAGCAGCAAGUUUGCGACUUAAAACAGCGUGUAAUGGAUCAUGUUAGCGAAGGCUGUCAGAUCGUUUUAGCAACGUAGCGCGUGAGAAGAUUAGAAUGUUUAAUUCAAGAGGUGGGUGUGGGCGCGUUAAAGAAUGGGCGCGUUAAAGAAUGGGCGCGUUCAGGACAAGGGCACUUGGAGGUCGAGCUUAUCGCUCUUACAAAACCAUAAUGGGACUUGCAAAUGUGAGUAAAAGAGCGUGGCGAAUAUAUAUACAAAUUUUUCUUGUUGUAGACAAAUCUUAGACUUCUCAAUGUCAAACUUAACUAGGAAGAAACGCUUCUUUGUAAAGUACGGUGUUUCUUGAUGAUUUUAGAUAAAGUAGAUCGAUCAUUGUUUUUCAUCUAACUGUUCUCGAUAAGCCUUGUAAAUUUGAGCUGGUCCAUCAAAAACUACUUUCAAAGGCACAGCAUUAUAAUUCUUAAAAAAAUCGUCUAUGAGGAUAGAUAUUUUUGUUGUAAUAAAAACGAUUUUUUCCUUAUGUUGUUCAUUAUUAUGUUUAAUUUUAAAUAUCUCAAAUAUGGUGGCCCCGUAAACCAACGAGCUUGGUUAAAACAUUGCCUUCUUCUCCUAACUAAGAGCCUAAAUGUAAAGCGCGAUGGCCACAAUUUGAUACAGUGGUUGCCGACAUGUUUUUUUUCUAAAUUUUGCAAACUCCGAUGUUAGUUUGACAGCAGCUGUACAGCCAACAAAUCAACGUUAGCAAAUCUGGUUCUCGACAACUAACAAUACAUCUUGACAAGAAAGCUCUUGCUCAGUCUAUUAUAUGGCAAGGCUAUCAGUUUUCUUCCAGAAAGGCAUGGUCCAGGAAACAUCAGUUCGCACAUCAUCAAUGCACUCAUCUCGGUCUUGGAAGUCUCAGUUCGUAUUUUAUCAAUGCGGCUAAAAUCACAAACAAGAGAAAUUGCUCAAGGAGAUCAUUUUUAAGUUCUUCGGGGCCUUGUGUUCCUUAUCUUGGGAGCCGAUCGCAUUGUCGGGGCCUUAUCUUUUUUAUCACUGCUAAAGUAUCCUGUUGGCAUCAGAGACAUGAAAAACAAUUAUAUUAUUUCCAUGCAUCCUGACCUAUUUAUUAUUCUUUAAAGCUGUACAUCAUAAGGAGAAUUGGACCGAGACAUGAAUCUUGUGGCACACGUACGCUUUUACCGGAAGUCAUAGCUCAUAACCGCUUGUAUCAAAAGAGUUCUUUAGAUCAAAAGUCAGUAUACCAGAAUGCAGAGUUUCAGUGCUGGCUACUGAUUUGUGCGAAGGAUUCUAUUUCGGUCCGGGUAUUUAUCUCUGAAUCUGCAUAUAUUGGGAAGAAAGGAAAGUAACAAAUAAACACAUGUCGAAGCCACAAGCAACGAUGCAGCUCAGAUCACCUUCACAGAGAGAGAGUUUACGAAAAUCCUCAUUUAUCUUUUCUUUACUUAUCUUGAAAUCGGGUCUUGAAGUAGUGGUUGAUAGAGUUAAACAAACAGAGCAAUUUUGUGUUAGCAGUUUUAAAUUGCAAUAACAGGAUCUAUGGAUAAAUUUUUAAGAAAUAUAAGAGUAUGUUAUGAUGAAUGUAUCGCGAACUUUGAGCAGUCUUUGAAUAAAGAUCAACCUUCAACCUAUUACCUUCUGCGAUCACAAACAAUAAACAUCUGUUAAAACAGAAGUUAAGAAAACCAUGGACAAUGGCAUGUUUUCAAUAAAACUUGAAAAGACUUACUUGAGAUAAUACUUUUCAAAUAGAAAAACCUGCCUAUAAAACAUUUUCAAACGUUAUCAUACAUUUCAAACAUUCACAAAUGCAUGCGUUACAGCAAGACUGCACCUUUCUUUAGUCGUUGUUAAACAAAGUUUCAAUCUUGGCCUAAUGAAAAGAUCAAGGGUUGAAACAUUUAUGCUAAUUCUGCUGUGCUAAUUUGUUGACCAGUGAGGCAAGAAGGAAAAGAUAAGUGGCAAAGCAAUGAUUUCAUAAAAACCUACGCAAACAUUUUUGGACUAUGAUCAUAUGAUGACAAAAAGAACACCACAAAACACCUCUUACUGUUCAAUAUUAGGCAGAUCUGCUACAGAUUGCCUGAGAUAUGAUCGAUAAAAGAGUCGAGUUUUUGUUGGUGGAUUACUAAAUAUUUUGGCUUCUUUAUAUGUUUUGAUAUCUAAAGAAAUCUGUAACAUUCAAUUGACUUGCACUCUACGUGGUAUUUCAAUGUGCUACAUUGGCUUAUAUUUGGUUAAAUUCAUAUUCUAAAAAUUGCGCAAUUAGGAAUGGUUCACCAGAUUAUGUUUUUAGCACUCCUUAAGAAAUUGAUGCUGGCCAUGCCACUGAAUUUAGCGAAAUUGCUGAAGAAUGAGAAACACUUUUGAAAUAUGAAAGGAUGAAAUGAUAUCAGAUGCAGUUGCCUGAUGGUCGCGUUAAGCCUGAAACUAGGAGAAGGAACUUAGAACCGUCCUAUUCCAC
Rhopilema esculentum is the source of this 3898-nucleotide messenger RNA. RefSeq lists its product as uncharacterized. Gene Ontology annotation, molecular function: transcription factor binding; DNA-binding transcription factor activity, RNA polymerase II-specific; RNA polymerase II cis-regulatory region sequence-specific DNA binding. Gene Ontology annotation, cellular component: transcription regulator complex. NCBI's taxonomy places the organism in Eukaryota, Metazoa, Cnidaria, Scyphozoa, Rhizostomeae, Rhizostomatidae. The record is from RefSeq and is a predicted model, not a curated record. Gene Ontology annotation, biological process: regulation of transcription by RNA polymerase II; regulation of cell cycle; regulation of cell population proliferation.